ACGCACUUCUCUCUCUCCGCCAGGACUCGGAUCAUGCUGCUCCUGCUCGGACCUGUGAGCGGCUCUGUGACCGGGGGACUUGGUGACACCCUCGGACUCCUGUCAGCCUGGACUCCACGGGUGUGAUGAGCCCGGGAGACUCCCGAGUUCACUGUGACGCACGACAGCCGCGUCUGUUUGGAGGAAUUUAGCGCGUCUGCGUGAGGAUCCGGAGCAGCUCUCCUCUGUACUGCACCAACAGAAACAAAGUGGAUUUGGAUUUAAUUGAUCUGUUUUUGGUUGAUGGAUGCUGAUGUGGAGCAAGAUCGAGAGCCAGCGGAGGAAUUUAUCAGGAAAUGUUUGUGUGAUGUGACGAACAGCUGGAGACAGAAAACAUCUGUGUGACCUGUGACACUGACAGAGAGGAAACAUCUGCUCCAGCUGCGGAGAGGAAAGGUUUCUGGAACGAUGUGAAGCUCCUGCGACUCUCAAGCAUGUCUGACUCAGGAGCCUGUGCUGCAGGGAGCCCCCGUGGUCAGUGUUCUGUGUAGGUAGGCCUCCUUGCUGUGGUUUUUCCUUGGCCCUUUUCAACAGGGGGACUCCAUGAUCUGGCUCAUCCUGUCCUCGCCGCACCACCCUCGACCACCGCUUCAGCACCCAGCCUGCUGACUGUGCGAUCAUAUAACCUCUCCUUUUCCCUGCUGCUUGCCUCGCCCAAAAAAUGGCGAGGGGUUUUGAACCCCCGAGGGUCACGGGCCACUGCUUCCUCUCUCUGCUGGUGCUUAAGAGCUGCUGGCUGGUUGGCUGUGCUUCUCAAAAGCCCGCUGUCCCUGCCGACUCCCAGCAGCCCCUGCAGGAGUAUGCCCACUCCAUCCGGCUGGAUGGUGACAUCAUCCUGGGGGGCUUGUUCCCCGUGCACGCACGUGGUGAAAGGGGUGUCCCCUGUGGCGAGCUGAAGAAGGAGAAGGGCAUCCACCGGCUGGAGGCCAUGCUGUUCGCCAUCGACCUUAUCAACAAGGACCCAGAGCUGCUUCCCAAUGUGACUCUUGGUGCACGCAUCCUGGACACCUGUUCUCGGGAUACCUACGCCCUGGAGCAGUCACUCACCUUCGUCCAGGCGCUCAUCGAGAGGGAUGGCUCUGAUGUGCGCUGUGCCAAUGGAGAGCCGCCGAUCUUCGCCAAGCCGGAUAAAGUGGUGGGUGUGAUCGGAGCAUCGGCCAGCUCUGUGUCCAUCAUGGUGGCCAACAUCCUACGACUGUUCAAGAUCCCUCAGAUCAGCUACGCCUCGACGGCCCCGGAGCUCAGCGACAACACGCGCUAUGACUUCUUCUCCCGCGUGGUUCCUCCAGACUCCUACCAGGCUCAGGCCAUGCUCGACAUCGUCACGGCGAUGGGCUGGAACUACGUAUCCACGCUCGCCUCAGAGGGGAACUACGGCGAGAGCGGUGUGGAGGCCUUCGUCCAGAUCUCCAGAGAGUCAGGUGGAGUCUGUAUCGCUCAGUCCCUAAAGAUUCUUCGGGAGCCCAGACCCGGAGAAUUCGACAAGAUCGUCCUUCGUCUGAUGGAGACGCCCAACGCCCGCGCUGUCAUCAUGUUCGCGAAUGAGGACGAUAUCAGGCGAAUUCUGGAUGCGGCCAAACGAAACAAUCUGACGGGCCACUUCCUGUGGGUGGGCUCAGACAGCUGGGGCUCCAAGAUCUCUCCGGUGGUCCAGCAGGAGCGUGUAGCUGAGGGCGCCAUCACCAUCCUUCCCAAGAGGGCGUCUGUGGACGCCUUUGACCGCUACUUCAAAAGUCGCUCCCUGUCCAAUAACAGAAGGAACGUCUGGUUCGCUGAGUUCUGGGAGGAGAAUUUUGGCUGCAAGCUGGGGAUGCACGGCAAGAGACCUGGCAGCCCCAAGAAAUGUACAGGUUUGGAGAAAGUCGGCCGUGACUCCACCUACGAGCAGGAGGGGAAGGUUCAGUUUGUGAUGGAUGCCGUGUACGCCAUGGCCCACGCUCUGCACCACAUGCACCGUGAGCUGUGUGCUGGAUACCCCGGUCUCUGCCCCCGCAUGGCCAACAUCGACGGCAAAGAGCUGCUGGCACACAUCCGCGCCGUCGCCUUCAACGGAAGUGCCGGGACUCCGGUCACCUUUAAUGAGAACGGCGACGCUCCGGGACGCUACGACAUCUUCCAGUAUCAGAUCAACAACCAGUCGAUAGCAGAGUACAAGGUCAUCGGAUCCUGGACCAAUCAGCUGCAUCUAAAUAUGGAGGCCAUGCAGUGGAGCACAGGUGACCCCUCCCUGCCUGCCUCGGUGUGCAGCCUGCCCUGUCGGACCGGAGAGAGGAAGAAGGUGGUGAAGGGCGUCCCCUGCUGCUGGCACUGCGAGCGCUGCGAGGGAUACCACUUCCAGGCCAGUGAGUUUACCUGUGAGCUCUGCCCCUACGAGAAGAGACCCAACCAAAACCGCACCGGCUGCCAGCCCAUCCCAAUCAUCAAACUGGAGUGGCACUCUCCCUGGGCGCUGCUGCCCGUCUUCAUCUCCGUCCUGGGCAUCAUCGCCACCACCUUUGUCAUCGUCACCUUUGUGAAAUACAACGACACGCCCAUUGUUCGGGCUGCAGGGCGGGAGAUGAGCUACGUUCUGCUGACGGGCAUCUUCCUGUGUUACAUCAUCACCUUCCCCAUGAUCGCUGCUCCAGACGUGGUCGUCUGCUCCUUCAGGAGGAUCUUCCUUGGCCUCGGUAUGUGCUUCAGCUACGCUGCGCUGCUCACAAAGACCAACCGCAUCCAUCGCAUCUUCGAGCAGGGCAAGAAGGCGGUAACAGCACCGCGCUUCAUCUCUCCAGCCUCCCAGCUGGUCAUCACCUUCUCCCUCAUCUCAGUCCAGCUGCUUGGUGUCCUCAUAUGGUUUAUCGCCGAUCCUCCGCACACCUUUGUGGACUACGGCGAGCAGCGCACUCAGGAUCCUGGGAACGCUCGUGGAGUCCUCAAGUGCGACAUCUCGGACCUGUCGCUCAUCUGCUCUCUGGGAUACAGCAUCCUCUUGAUGGUCACAUGCACUGUUUACGCCAUCAAGACACGGGGCGUCCCAGAGACCUUCAACGAGGCCAAGCCCAUUGGAUUUACUAUGUACACCACCUGCAUCAUCUGGCUCGCCUUCAUCCCCAUCUUCUUCGGCACGGCACAGUCGGCUGAGCGGAUGUACAUCCAGACCGCCACGCUGACCGUCUCCCUCAGCCUCAGCGCCUCCGUCUCUCUGGGAAUGCUCUACAUGCCGAAGGUCUACAUCAUCAUCUUUCAUCCCGAGCAGAACGUCCCCAAACGCAAACGCAGCUUCAAGGCCAUCGUCACCGCCGCCACCAUGACCAGCAAGCUGUCGCAGCUGGCAGCUGAGCGGCCCAACGGCGAGGUGAAGACGGAGCUGUGUGAGGGCGUGGAGGCCAACGUGCCACCAACGAAAAACACCUAUGUCAGUUACACCAACCACGCCAUGUGAAAAACCACACCUUCAUCACAAGGACAUGACCAGGGCAGUAACGAAGAUGUCUGUCGAAGAUGAUGAGGUCUGAACUGUGGAGGAUAAUAAAUAAACUGAAUCAACA
Cheilinus undulatus (humphead wrasse) is the source of this 3569-nucleotide messenger RNA. RefSeq names its product metabotropic glutamate receptor 8-like. The record is from RefSeq and is a predicted model, not a curated record. The coding region runs from base 701 to 3463 and encodes 920 amino acids. NCBI's taxonomy places the organism in Eukaryota, Metazoa, Chordata, Actinopteri, Labriformes, Labridae. Gene Ontology annotation, molecular function: group III metabotropic glutamate receptor activity. Gene Ontology annotation, biological process: G protein-coupled glutamate receptor signaling pathway; regulation of synaptic transmission, glutamatergic. The transcript has 11 exons. Gene Ontology annotation, cellular component: membrane.